AUGUCACAGGCUUCAGAUCUUGUUGGUGAUUCAUUGAAUGAUUCUCUCAGUCUCCCUAUUCCAUCAAGUGACAUAAAGACUGAGUUAUUUGACAAUCACAUUAUUCUUAAUGUGCAUAACUCUGCAGCCAGCAACUCUUUGCUUUCACAUCCAGGAACCCAAAAAAUCAUAGAAAAAAAAGAGAAAGAUGAAAACUGGAAAAUCUAUCUUGUCAGGUACACAGCAAACGAUCCAUGCAAUCCUAGAUGUGAUCUCCUCUACAAAGACCAUUAUCAUUGCCAAGUAUCUGGUUGUGGUAUGACUUACAGGUCAAAAGAUGGAGUCAGAGAACAUGCAAGAUUCCAUGAGCUUCAAGACCGAGUCAGUUCAAUGUCAUAUACAUUAUAUGAAGAAAAUGAGGCUUGUUCAGAAAAAUGUCAAUUUAAUUUACAAAGUAAACACUAUCAUUGCAAAUGGCCUGGUUGUAACUUGAGCAUUCCUCACUCCAGUGAAAUAUUUGCACGACUGGAACAUUACCAUAUGCACCAUAAUUGUCAGAUUGUUUCCAGUAGAUUUGUCAAAUAUCCUCUAAUUAAGCCAGAAGUUGAUGUUGCAAAACCUCGUCGAGGCCGUCCUCCUAAAUACCCACGUCUGGACAUCCCAUUAAUGUCCAAAGUUCAGUCGAUGUCCACCAACAAGCAAAGCUGUGAUCAAAUCCUCUGGGACAUUCUAUCCUAUUUCAACAAUCCCUACCUGCCAGACACGGCCUCUGACCUCCUUAACUCAGCCACAGAGUAA
Messenger RNA from Acanthosepion pharaonis, 777 nucleotides. NCBI's taxonomy places the organism in Eukaryota, Metazoa, Mollusca, Cephalopoda, Sepiida, Sepiidae. The record is from the annotation of a GenBank genome assembly.